Adineta steineri is the source of this 453-nucleotide messenger RNA. The record is from the annotation of a GenBank genome assembly. Lineage: Eukaryota; Metazoa; Rotifera; Eurotatoria; Adinetida; Adinetidae.
AUGUCCUCUACAACAAAAGCGAAACAUGUCGUAAAUGAAGCACUUCAACGUUAUGAAUUACCUGAUGAAAAACAUUAUAUUGUUAAAGUAAUUGCUCCGCGUGGAAAUAAUUUACAUGAAGUAAUAACACCUAGUGGAUCAACAUUUCUUGUUACUAUGCCAACGAAAUUUCGACGAACAAUUUUUAUCAAACGAGGUGAUUAUGUACUUGUUGAAAAUAUUGACGAAGGUGAUAAAGUUAAAGCAGAAAUUAUUCAAAUUCUUCUUAAAGAUAAUAUUAAAUAUAUUCGAGCACAAAAUUGUUGGCCAAAAGAAUUUGAAGUUAUUCAAGAUGAAGAAAAUAAAGAUAAUGGAUCAUACGAGGAUAUGAUGCCACCAUCACAGAGCUCAGGAGAUGAGGAAGAAGAAGAAGAGGAAGAGGAAGAACCAAAAUCAAUUCUGCAUGAUAAUUAA